Messenger RNA from Papaver somniferum (opium poppy), 3286 nucleotides. RefSeq names its product myb family transcription factor PHL6-like. The transcript is spliced from 10 exons. Lineage: Eukaryota; Viridiplantae; Streptophyta; Magnoliopsida; Ranunculales; Papaveraceae. The coding region runs from base 1786 to 3192 and encodes 468 amino acids. Gene Ontology annotation, molecular function: DNA binding; DNA-binding transcription factor activity. The record is from RefSeq and is a predicted model, not a curated record.
AAACUAGCAGUUGAAUUAGGAUUAAAAAAAACAACCACUGACAGGGGAAAUAUUCAGGGAGAUUCAUUCAUCAUUUAGUAAUGUUUGGAAUCCCUCGUCUUAUCUACUAACUCUAGGACUCUGAAUGUCCUGUCAAACUGUACUUAGAUCAGGUCUUAUAGUUAUGGUGGAAUCCAAACUAUAAAAAUCGUGAAACAAUUGUGGAAGAUCAAGUCUAACGGCUAUCGAAGUUUGACUUAGCGUCAUUUCUCUUAUGACUGUUGAUGUUGGGACUUAGAAGAUCUCCACCAUGAGACUGCUCUUAGGAUUCCGUGACACUACAUGUUGGGGGUGAUUAUGGGUGUAUUAGAGUAAGACAGGAGAAGAUAAUUACAGAGGAUGAUGAUGUUGUUGCUGCUUAGCUAGCUAGGCCUUGGAAUAUCAGACCCCUUUGACAUUAUUAAUUACUAAUAAUUUGUUAAUUAGGGAGGAUGCUUCUAUGUGGUUUCCAUGAUUCAUCAUCUCGCGUCACCAAGAAAUGAAAAGAUAAGAAAAUAAUAAUACUAUUCUACCACGUCACAUCCAUCACAAAAAAUAUUUAUCACACAAUAAUAAUAAGAGUAGUAGUUAAUAAAUUUUGGUCCCAUGAUUUGGAUUUUGAAUCUUUUUUUUUAAGUAAUUCUACAAAUAAUGAAGGAAAAAAAAAGAUUCCAAAUUUUCUUUUCGUAAUUUGGUUCUUGGAAUAUGUAUUUCUAUUUUGUACAGCCGGUAGGGAGUCUUAUCUCAAUACCUAUUAAUUGGUAACGAGGAGACAAGAAAAUGCCAGGCUCCAUUUCUCUGUGUUAUGUAAGAUAACAGCAUAAUACUUACUGGGUAUCGUUAGUUUUAAGCAGAACGACGAAAACAAGAAGGCGUGAAGAUCGAGCUAACAAUUGAUUAAGGAGGAUAUGAGUGAAGAGGAUUCUUUUGUUAAGUCACAGGAAUCGUCAUCCUUAGGACAAUAUAUUAAAAUCUGCGGCAGAUAUCUAUAAUUACCUUUACCAUCAUAUGUCACAUAGCCUGAAAACAUAACAAUAACAGCAUCCAUUUUAGACAGUUGUUACCUAAUUACCCAGACACAAAAAGAUUCGCCGGCCUCCUACUUACUCUUAUCCAUAAUAAUAUAUUUUUAAGUAGUGCAAGUGCCUUUGUUAUUCAGGGUUCAGGACUGUUUUUGGUUUUUCCUCUAUAUCUUUCUCUACCUAGCUAGCUAGCGGGUUUUAUUUACUUAUUAGCUGAGGAAGGGAGGAUGGAUAUAUUUACCCUACAUAUACAGAUAAUGCCUGCCUACACAUAGGAGGAGGAGAAUUUAUAUAAUGGAGGAUAAUAACUCAGGAGAAUAAAGGCAGAGAUACAUCUCAAGACUUCUUGUUCUCCGGUAUUCUGCUGUUUUGGGGUGAGUUCUAUAUGGCGCAGAAAACUUUCAGCUGAGACAAGUUUAGAUUGAGUAUCAGCUCCUUGUCGCCAGGGGGGAGAUACUAAUUUGAGCCAUUGGCUCAUUAUCCCAUUAAGGAGGUCAUCAAUAUAUGUGCAGUCUUCUAUACAUAUUAACAAUUUCUAUCAGAAGAAAAGCUUCUUCGUAUUGGCUGCCGCUGGUCCUUUUGAUGUGCAAUGAUCAGUGGAACUUUCCGUAUAAAAUUUAUAGUUCUGUGAUCCCAGUUUCUUAUUGGAGUAAACUAAGGCAUCAAACCUUAGAGGAACCGAUCUUCUUAACCUGCAGAUACAAGUCUUAGAAGAAGCUGUAUAUAGAAGUUGAAGAUAGAUACAAUGAAUUUUGGAACUAACCAAGGUGUAAAUGGCGGUUUCAGUAUUACACGAGAAACAUCAAAGUGUAUUCCUGUGGCAAAUGGACCUAUUCAUCACUGGAAACAUUCAAAUUGGUCUAAUGUUGACAAUUAUGGGAAUUUUAUGGCUCCAAGCAGCAAGGAUCUCAGCCUACUUCCCAAUAGGGUAACUCCUACUUCAUCUAUUUCUAUAUCGCCAAAUUUUGCAGAACCAAUACAAAACAUGUGCCCCCAAUCCUCAACAUUUUGUACCAGCUUACACGUAUCACCAUCGGCAACCUUAAACCCUCAGAUGCAGUUUCUUCAACCUGGUAGCUUAUCGUCAACCGAGUAUAUGAUGCCUCAAACUGCUCAGACCAUGUUACCUGUUCAACUGCAAGGUGAAAAUUUAGUAGCUUAUCAGCGGUACGAGGGCCAGCAGAUUAUGAAUGGUGGACACACUGAAUUGCUUGGAGAUGUUAUUGGAGCUGGCACCUUCGAUUGGGCCACUGGCCGUACCUUUGAUGUUGCCAGGACUGACAACAUUAUAUCUCAACAAAAGGGGUUGCAAUUACAAUCGAAACGCGUUGACUUUAUCAUGAACCAUGACAAUCAGAAUGCUCAGAUGGAUGAAAUUUUUACAGCAACUGAACAUUCCCAAAUCCAUGGUAAUCACAGCCAGGCGAAUAGAAGUUUUACAUUUUCCCUUGAAGAUGAGACAAAUUCUUCCAUCUCUAGCAUUGAUGCUCUCCACAAGCCUCGAAUGCGCUGGACGCAGAAGCUACACGACUGCUUUGUUCAAGCAAUUAAUGAUUUAGGUGGAGCUGAUAAAGCAACUCCAAAAAGUGUACAGAUGAAAAUGGGUGUCGAAGGAUUAACCAUAUACCAUGUGAAAAGCCACUUGCAGAAAUACCGGCUAGCGAGGUAUCAACCUGAAACCAAAGAAGAUAAAAGGUCCUUCAUUUCAGAGUUUAUGAACAGGAGUGCAACACCUGAAAAAGAAACUGAGCCAUCAAAGAAGUCCGCACCUGAAUCAGAAACACUUCGAGUGCAGUGGGAGCUUCAAAAAAGCCUUCACGAGCAACUUGAGUUUCAAAGGGAGCUGCAGCAACGAGCGGAAGAAAAUGCACGGCAGCUACAAAAGUUGUUGGAGGAACAAAAGAAAGUGGGAGAAGCAUUCAUGCUUGCAAGCCAAUCCUUUUCUUCAACAAAUGCGGCCGGUCCCUCAUCUACUCGUUUAGAUUUGGCUCAGGUUCAGUUGAAUGAUAGAAGCAAUGACGCGUCACUGAGAAAUGUUCUGCAUGAGGGCAAUGAGGAUAUCUUGCAGCUUGGAGUCAGAGUGUCACCAGAUUCACCACCUUCUCCAAAGAAAUCAAGGGUCGAACUAGGAACAUCAGUGUUUAGGUAUUGAUUAUGUCAGAUACAACAUCCAGUAGCCACAAUGUCAGACUUAAAUCUCUUUUCAUUUAUUCAUUUACUUUACGUUUCUGAAAUUGAUAUUCUUA